Molecule: messenger RNA, 4262 nt
Organism: Neurospora tetrasperma FGSC 2508
Lineage: Eukaryota; Fungi; Ascomycota; Sordariomycetes; Sordariales; Sordariaceae
Exons: 2
Coding region: 31-4254 (1407 amino acids)
Biological process (GO): carbohydrate metabolic process
Cellular component (GO): extracellular region
Molecular function (GO): chitinase activity
Source: RefSeq, a predicted model, not a curated record
AAUAUCAAAGCUAAUCAUUUUAAUAUAAUCAUGCACAAAAGUCUAGUGGCAGCGGCCGUCUUGGCCGCUACCGCCCGGGCCCACGCCCUCACCGAGGCCAAGGUCAACGUUUACUUGGGACAGAAGGGAGACGCCAGGCUCAGGGAUCACUGCGACCAGGCCAACUUCGACUAUGUCACUAUUGGCGCUCACUGCGAUGCCACCUACUACACGAACGGCACAACCAGCGGGCAGAUGAAUGGCAAGUGCAGUAUCGUUGCGUCGGACAUUAAGCACUGCCAGGACAAGGGAAAGAAGGUUCUGCUUUCCCUUGAUGGUGUCGAGCACAUGGGCUCGCGCUUUUCUCUGUCCAGCGAAGCCAAGGCCGAGGAGUUUGCCAGCUUCCUGUGGGGAGCCUUUGGACCCUACGAUGCCAAGUGGACGGGACCCCGUCCUUUUGACUACGCUGGUCACCGCGUCUCGGUUGAUGGUUUCAACUUGGAUGGUGAGCUCAAGCUCAACGGAGCCGGCGAAGGUGCUUAUGCCGCCAUGGCCAAGAAGCUUCGUGAGUUGUACAACGGCAAUGGCGAGCUCCUUCUUACUGCCGCCCCCGGAUGCUCGCUUGAUGAUGUCAAGCUGAAGGCCAUCUUCGACAACGCCCAGUUCGAUGCCCUGUUCAUCCAGUUCUACAACAACCCUAGCUGCGAGGCUGGCUCGGCCUCUGGCUUCAACUACCUCCAAUGGGAGCAGGCCAUCGCCGCCGGCAUGAGCAAGGAGGCCAAGCUCUUCAUCGGUCUUGCUGGAGCUUCUGAUGCCGCUGGUUCUGGAUACAUCGAGCCCCUCGAGGCUGCCGCUCUGAUCAACACCUACAAGACCCGCUCCUCUUUCGGCGGUGCCAUGGUCUUGGAUGCCUUCCGCGGCCAGACUUUGGCCAACGGAAUGACUUUCCUCGAUGUGAUCAACACUGUUGUCUCCUCCGCCGAGGCUGUUGACCUGAGCUCUGAGUUCUGCGAGGACGAGUCUGCCCUUCCCAAGGUCCCCUCCGUCACCGAGGGUUCUGCCGGUGGCUUUUUCACUGUUGCUGAUCCUUCCGCCAUCACCUCUGGCCCCGUCGUUCUCCCCUCCGGUGGUAGCUCUGAGGACGAGGUCUGCGAGGACGAGAAUGUCAUUCCCAAGGUCCCCUCCGUUACCGAUGGGGCUCACGAGGUUAACCCCACCAUUGUUGAUACUUCCAUCAUCACCUCUGUCCCCGUCGCUCUCCCCUCUGGCGACCGCUCCGAGAUCAUUGGCGGCAGCCCCGCUACCGAGGACGACGUUUGCGAAGGCGAGAUUAUGACCGAGGAUCCUCUUCGCUCUGGCGUUGUUCCUACCGGUAUUAUGCCCACCGGUGCCCUUCCUUCCGGUGUCCUUCCUUCUGGCGACCGCUCCGAGAUCAUUGGCGCUAUUCCCUCUGGCUCCGUUCCCCUUGGCUCUGCUCCCUCUGGCCUCGUUCCCUCUGGCUCUAUUCCCCUUGGCUCUGCUCCCUCUGGCCUCGUUCCCUCUGGUACCGUUCCUUCUGGCGACCGCUCCGAUAUCAUUGGCGCUAUUCCCUCUGGCUCCAUUCCCCUUGGCUCCGCUCCCUCUGGCCUCGUUCCCUCUGGUGCCGUUCCCCUUGGCUCUGCUCCCUCUGGCCUCGUCCCCUCUGGCGCCGUUCCUUCUGGUGACCGCUCCGAGAUUAUUGGCAGCCCUGCUGAUGAGGACGACGUUUGCGAAGGCGAGGACCCUGUUCGCUCUGGCCUUGUUCCCUCUGGUGCUGUUCCCUCUGGUGCUGUUCCCUCUGGUGCUGUUCCCUCUGGCGACCGCUCCGACAUCAUUGGCGCUAUUCCCUCUGGUUCCAUUCCCCUUGGUUCCGCUCCCUCUGGCCUCGUCCCCUCUGGCGCCGUUCCUUCUGGUGACCGCUCCGAGAUUAUUGGUGCUAUUCCCUCUGGCUCCAUUCCCCUUGGCUCCGUUCCCUCUGGCGCCGCUCCCUCUGGCGACCGCUCCGAGAUCAUUGGCGCUAUUCCCUCUGGCUCUAUUCCCCUUGGCUCAGCUCCCUCUGGCGCCGUUCCCUCUGGCCUCGUUCCUUCUGGCAUUGUUCCCUCUGGUGCCGUUCCCUCUGGCGACCGCUCCGAAAUCAUUGGCAGCCCCGCUGACGAGGACGAUUACUGCGAAGGUGAGAUUACGCCCGAGGACCCUGUUCGCUCUGGCCUUGUUCCUAGCGGCAUUGUUCCGACUGGCGCCGUUCCCACUGGCCUCGUCCCCUCCGGCGCUGUCAUCGGAAGCACCGUCCCCGGCGGUGUCAUCCCCAGCGGCGUCGCCCCCGGCGGUAUUCUGCCCUCUGGUGUCGUUUCCAGCGUUGGCUCCAAGGUAACCGGCCCUAUUGAUGGCGAUAACGUUGCCCUCCCCAGCGUUGGUCUUCCCUCCGGUGCUAUUGCUUCCGGUGUUGUUCCUUCCGGCGUUGUUCCCUCCGGUGUCGUUUCCAGCAUUGGCUCUAAGGUCACUGGCCCUAUCGAUGGCGAUAACGUUGCCCUCCCUAGCGUUGGUCUUCCUUCUGGCGAUCUUCCUUCUGGCGUUGUUCCCUCCGGUGUCGUUCCCUCUGGUGUCCUUUCUAGCGUUGGUUCCAAGGUCACUGGCCCUAUCAAUGGCCACAACGUUGCCGUUCCUAGUGCUGGUGUUCCUUCCGGUGUUGUGCCCUCCGGUGUCCUUUCCAACGUCGGCUCCAAGGUUACUGGCCCUAUCGAUGGCGAUAACGUUGUCCCUACCGGUAUCCUUCCUUCCGGCAGCGUUCCCUCCGGUGUUGUUUCUAGCGUUGUCUCCAUGGUCACUGCUGAUCCCAUCAACGGCGACAAGAUUGCUGACCCCUCUGCCGUCACUGCCCCCGCUGAGUGGACCACUUCGACCAUCUAUGCCACCACCACCUCUACUAUCACCAGCUGCGCUCCUGAGGUGACCGACUGCCCUGCCAAGAUCGGCCAGGUCACCACCGUUACUGUCCCCAUCGGCGUCACCGUCUGCCCCGUUACCGCCACCGAGACUGCCGCCCGCGCUCCUACGGGUAUCUUUACCUCGGUCCCCGUCGAGUCGAUCCCUGCCGGCUUCACCACCUCGACCGUUUACAGUACCACUACCUCCACCAUCGCUAGCUGCGCUCCUGAGAUGACCGACUGCGCCGGCAAGAUUGGCCAAGUUACUACCGUUAUUGUCCCCAUCGGCGUCACCGUCUGCCCCGUUACCGCCACCGAGACUGCCGCCCGCGCUCCUACGGGCAUUAUGACCUCGGUCCCCGUCGAGUCGAUCCCUGCUGGCUACACCACCUCGACCGUCUACAGCACUGCCACCUCCACCAUCGCUAGCUGCGCUCCUGAGAUGACCGACUGCGCCGGCAAGAUUGGCCAGGUCACCACCAUCAUCGUUCCCGUCGGCGUCACCGUCUGCCCUAUCACCGAGGCCUUCCCUCCUGCCACCUCAGUCCCCGCCGCUCCCGCCGCUGUUCCCACCGGUGCUGCUAGUGUCCCUGCUGUCUCCGCUGUUCCCACCGGUGGUGCGGGUGUCCCUGCUGUCUCCGCCCCCGUUGUUCCCUCCGGUGUUGCUGAUGUCCCUGCCGUCUCCGCUCCCGCUGUUCCCACCGGUGGUGCUGGUGUUCCCGCCGUCUCCGCCCCCGUUGUUCCCACCGGUGGUGCUGGUGUUCCCGCCGUCUCCGCCCCCGUUGUUCCCUCCGGUGUUGCUGGUGUUCCCGCCGUCUCCGCCCCCGCUGUUCCCUCCGGUGGUGCUGGUGUUCCCGCCGUCUCCGCCCCCGCCGUUCCCUCCGGUGGUGCUGAUGUCCCUGCCGCCCCCUCCAACGGUGCCCCCGGCGCUGGUGUUAACAAGGUCGCCACCAGCUCCAUCGUCUCCGUCUCCUCCAUGCCAUUCACCACCAUCACCGUCGCCAAGCCCGCCGCUUCCGCCCCCGGUGCUCCCGGUGCCCCUGGUGCUGGUGUCCCUGCCGAGUCCGCGGCUGUGCCCGCCGGUGGUGCCCCUGCCGUUCCCUCCGCCGUCAACGCUCCUGUUGUCCCCAGCGGCGCUGUCCCCACUGGCACCGGCGUCUCGGUUGCUCCCUCUAGCGCUCCCUCCACCUACAGCAUGCCUGCGCCGCCUGCUCAGACCGAGCCUGCGACCGGCUCUGAGCCCUCGGAGGUUCCUGUCACUGCUGGCGCCGGACGCAACGUUGUUGCGAUGGGUGUCCCUGCUUUGAUGGCUGCUUUGGUUCUUGCUUUGUAAAUUUUUUU